AUGCCUGAUCACGAUAAAUAUGAUAGACAUGACCGAGACCGAGAAAGAGAUAGAGGAGGUGACAGAGACAGAGAUAGAGACAGGGAUAGAGAAAGAGAUAGAGGAGGUGAUAGAGAUAGAGAUAGAGACCGCGAAAGAGAAAGAGAAAGAGGUGGUGAUAGAGACAGAGACCGCGAAAGAGAAAGAGAUAGAGAUAGACAUGAUAGACACGAAAGUAGUAGUAGCAGUGGUAGUGGUAGACACGAUAAACACGAUGAUAGACACCACAACGACUCUAAACAUCACUAUUCAUCAUCUCAACCUCAACAACCAGACAGAGAGAAACCCGUCGAAAAGAAGUCCUCUAAAAAAUAUCCCAAUGUUGCCGAUCAAUACGAAUUGAAAGAAAUGAUUGGUAAAGGUGGUAGUGGUAGUGUUUACAGAGCAAUGUGUUUACCAAUACAUGAAACUGUUGCCAUUAAAAUUAUAGAUUUAGAACAUUGCAAAAAUAUUUCUCUAGAUGAAUUAAGAAAAGAAAUUCAGGCAAUGAGUUUAUGUCAUCAUCCAAAUGUAGUAGCAUAUCAUACAAGUUUUGUUCAUAUUGAAUCAUUAUGGGUAGUGAUGGAUUAUUUAUCAUCGGGAUCAUGUUCAGAUAUUAUGCGAUAUGGAUUCCCACAUGGAUUCGAGGAGAGUGUAGUAGCUACCAUUCUUCGUGAGACUCUUAAAGCCAUUUGUUAUUUUCACAAGACCGGUAGAAUCCAUCGUGAUAUCAAGGCCGGUAACAUUAUCAUCGACUCUAAUGGUGAUAUCAAGUUGUCUGAUUUCGGUGUCAGUGCCACUUUGAUCGAUACUGGUGAUACUAGUCGUAAUACUUUUGUUGGUACUCCAUGUUGGAUGGCUCCUGAAAUUAUGGAGCAAGUAAAAUAUGAUUAUUCAGUUGAUAUUUGGUCAUUUGGUAUUACAGCAUUGGAGUUGGCAAGAGGAAGAGCACCAUUUUCAGAGUAUCCACCAAUGAAAGUAUUAUUGAUGGUUAUGCAAAACCCACCACCUUCGUUGGACGGAGAUGGUGAGAGCAAGUGGACACACUCUUUCAAAGAUUUGGUUGAAAAGUGUUUGCAAAAGGAUCCAGCCAAACGUCCUCUGCCAGCCAAGCUUUUGGAACACAAGUUCUUUAAGCAUGCCAAGAAACCAGAGUAUAUUGUCCAAAAUGUUUUGGCCAAGUUGCCACCCCUCGGUGACCGUUACAAGAUGCUCUCGCAAGACACUACCUUUGCCAUGCUCAGAAACACAUCUUCUCCUCAAUUUGAUACGACCAAUUCAAACUCGACCGAUGAAUGGAUCUUUCCCGAGACCAAAGAUGAUGACAACCACCAACGAACAGCAUCUAGUACUAGUACCAGUACUACAACCAAUACUCUUCAACAACAGUUUCAACAACAAUUACAAUUGCAACCACAAUCAUCUACAUCGAGUGGUACCGGUACAUACAACACCCCUGCUCAAUCACCUUCACCUACCCCUGUUGGUGUAACCCCCUCUACUUCUCCCAGUACCACUCCCAACCCAAGCCGAACCCCUACUCCCAAUGGAUUUCCUCCAAACAACAACAACAAUAGCGUCAAUAGUGUCAACAACAUGUCAAGUAGUACCAAUCAAUUUUCCAAAUCACAGCCACUUGUACAACGUAGUGGUGAACUUAAUCCACUAUCUAUAUCGGUUCCACAUCCAGUAGCAGUAAUCAAUAUAAGUAAAUUAAAUAACCAACAUGAUGUAUCUCCACCCAAAACUUCACCAAGAGGAUCAACCAACAAACUUCCACCUCCACCUCUCACAACUCAAACCUCUACAACAAAUGUUAAUAACGCCGCCGCCACCGCUGUAAAUCCCUCAUCUACCAUAUCACCAAAGUUAUCAGUAUCAAUUACAUCUUCACCAUUGUCAGAUGUAUCUCAACCACAACCACAACACCCAUCACAACUUUUACAACACACCUCUCCCUCUGUGACACAACUAUCUACCUCUGGUAACAUAGUGAAACCACCCUCUCCGACAUUUGACAAGGAUACCGCCGUCGGACCUGUAGCAUUGCACUAUAGCAGUAGAGCGUCGAUCAAAAAGGAUUCAAGACAAUCAUCGCGUGCCUCUUCCUUGUCAGACUCGCAUUCCGAUAUUGGUUCUUCAAGAGACUCUAGUUCAGACGAGUAUCAACAGAGCCAUAGCAAAUAUGAUUAUCAAGAUACCAACCCAUCAAAGUCUAAACACAAGUCGAGAAGAUUGAAAAACAAGGGUUACAGAGAAUCUACGCGUGACUCUAGGUCAAAGAGGGACCGUUCCAGAAGUAGGGACCGUUCCAGAUCGAGAUCGACCAGCAGAGGAAAUAGACGUGGUGAUAGAGACCGUUCUAGAGAUCGUUCUAGAUCGCGUUCAAGAGAAAGUAACUACUAUAGAGACCGUUCAAGAUCACGUUCCAAACAAAGUGUACGUGACCGUUCACGUUCACGUUCAAGAUCCAGGUCAAAUAGUAGAGGCGGCGGCAGAAGAGACAGAGACCGUUCAAGAGACAGAGAUAGAGAUAGAGACAGAGACAGAGACUAUAGAGACAGAGAUAGAAGUCGUAGUCGUAGCAGUCGUAGUAGAACACGUAGUAGAACACGUAGCAGAAAUAGAACAAGAAAGGAUCGUAGUCGUAGUCGUAGCCGUAGUCGUAGUAGAAACUCGAGAAAGAAUCGUGACAGAGAUAGAGACAGAGAGCGUGAAAGAGAACGUGAAAGACAAGGCGCUUCUGACUCGUCCGAGUCUGAUUCUCCCAUCACUACUCACAGCAGCAGCAAGCAAUUGUCUUCGUCUUCGGCUUCAGUCAAACACAAGCACAAACGUCGUUCUGAAAACCUCCAAGGCAAGAUGGAAAAACAAUCACAACACAUCCAAUUCUUGGAGGACAAGAUCCAACAAUUGACCUCUUGGAUGCAAACUCAACAUCAAUACACCCAACAACAUCAACACAUUCAAUUGCCUCAAUCAUCAGACAUUGUAAUGAAUCUUCAAACCCAACUAAAUACUUUGCACAGUGAAAACAAUAUUCUACGUUCGGAAAACAAUCAAUUGAAAUCUCUAGUUCAUAGCAACACCAACAUCCCAUCACCAAGUUCAAAUAAUUCAAGUCCUCUUAAAUAUAGUUCCCAUGUAGAUAAACAAUAA
Cavenderia fasciculata is the source of this 3177-nucleotide messenger RNA. RefSeq names its product putative protein serine/threonine kinase (gene fray2). Gene Ontology annotation, biological process: protein phosphorylation. Gene Ontology annotation, molecular function: protein serine/threonine kinase activator activity; protein kinase activity; ATP binding. NCBI's taxonomy places the organism in Eukaryota, Evosea, Eumycetozoa, Acytosteliales, Cavenderiaceae. The coding region runs from base 1 to 3177 and encodes 1058 amino acids. The record is from RefSeq and is a predicted model, not a curated record. The transcript has 3 exons.